UCUCAUCAGCACGUGCCAGCUUGGUCCUCUCUGCUCCUUCCCACUUGCCAGCUUUGACUCGAGAAGCCCCCCAGGCCAAGUGCAGCAUGAUCUCCAUCACUGAAUGGCAGAAGAUUGGUGUGGGCAUCACCGGCUUCGGCAUCUUCUUCAUCCUCUUUGGAGUACUUCUGUACUUUGAUUCAGUUCUUCUGGCCUUCGGAAACCUGCUGUUCCUGAUCGGCCUCACCCUCAUCAUCGGCCUGAGGAAGACGUUCUUGUUCUUCUUCCAGCGGCACAAGCUCAAGGGGACCAGCUUCUUCCUGGGGGGUGUGGUCAUCGUGCUUCUGCGUUGGCCCCUCCUGGGCAUGUUCCUGGAAACCUAUGGAUUCUUUAGCCUCUUCAAGGGCUUUUUCCCUGUUGCCUUUGGCUUCCUGGGCAAUGUCUCCAACAUCCCCUUCCUGAGUGCGCUGUUCCGCAGGCUUCAAGGCACCAGCUCAAUGGUCUGAGCAGCAGAGAUGAGCUCCUUGAAGUUGGACCAUUGGUGGAGAGGGCUGGAAGGGAAAUGGGGCCACCCCCUCAGACCCCCACCCUGCACUGACUCAUCUCCCCAUCGUCCCUGGACUUCCAACAGAGGGAAAGAUGGAGCUGAGCGACUGGUGUCAGAUCCCCCAGGCGACUCAGGAGGCUGGCAGGGCAGUAGGGAACAGAGAUCCAGGGCUCCGUGGAGAUCAGACUGGGGCUGCCAUUCACAUCCUUGUCCUGUGUUUAUGGGAGCAAAGAUUAAAUCCCCAAGUUGUGAGUGUGUCUGAGACUCGAAGUCAGUUUCUCCAGCCCACUAAGUCCACUUCCUGCGUCAGGACCAGCUGACACACACGUCAUUCCACAUAGCGGGGCUCAGUCCUGCUCUCAUAUGGCUUUAGUUCUUACCCUGGUGUUUAACAGUCCCGAUGAGUGAGAUAAUACAUUUGCAAGCCAUUGUUAGCAGUAAGUGUUUAACAAGUAAUGGGUAGUAAAUCUGUAUGCCUCAGCCAGAGCCUGUGCUGGGAGAUUCCUGUCUGAGGAUGGAGACAUAGCCCCUGCCUUCAAAGAUCCCCAAUCUGAUUAAGGGAACAGACCCUGCCCUGGGGAGCCCCUAGUCCAAGGGUAAAGAGAAUUCUCACAGUCUCACGAAAGAGGCAGUAAACUGCAAUACAUCCGUUUAAUGAAUAACCAUCUCUCGAGGGCCCUCUGUAUCUGCAGGGAGUGGGUGCUGAGGGGACAAGGGAGAAUAAGACCUUAUUUUUAGGCCUGUUCCAGCCCUCGAAGUACUGCAUACAAGCAGUCACAAAGCAGUGUGGUGACUACCACGCAGGGGCUGGCGUGGGUGCCACGAGAGGCAGGGGCAGGGCCCACGAGCCCCAUCUUCGGUUGUGCUGUCACUGCCUUCAGGGAAAGGUGAGUGCCCCGAAAAAGACCCUCAAAUUCCCAAAUGCUGCUGUUGCCACUGAUUUACAACAAGACACUUUUAAAGCAAAGAGCUUUUUCUGUAACUGUAUUUCUGUCCACAUGGUUUGGGCUUGGCUUUGAUCUUAUCCCUGUUCAUCUUACAAAGCCCCCUGCCAGCCGGGUCAAGGCAGUCAGGUCUGGAGAGCACCCCUGGCUUGGGAGGACGGCAGCUCAUUCCCACGACCGUGCUCCAGGACCUGCACAGUGCCUGGCUCAUGCAAGCUAUCAACAGGUAUCCUCCCUGCACCUCCAUCAGAGGGAAGGAUGGAGCUGAGCGGCUGGGGUCAGAUGCCCCAGGCAACUCAGGAGGACGGCAGGGCAGUAGGGAACAGAGAUCCAGGGCUCCGUGAAGAUCGGAGUGGGGCUGCCAUUCACAUCCCCGCCCUAUAUCUAUGAGGCCCACCCAAGGUCCUCUGACCCUUGCCCACUCCACCCCACCACUCUGA
Messenger RNA from Choloepus didactylus (southern two-toed sloth), 1910 nucleotides. It is a transcript of the gene GOLT1A, whose product is annotated as golgi transport 1A. Gene Ontology annotation, cellular component: membrane; endoplasmic reticulum. Bases 87 to 485 code for a protein of 132 amino acids. Lineage: Eukaryota; Metazoa; Chordata; Mammalia; Pilosa; Megalonychidae. The record is from RefSeq and is a predicted model, not a curated record. The transcript is spliced from 5 exons. Gene Ontology annotation, biological process: retrograde transport, endosome to Golgi; endoplasmic reticulum to Golgi vesicle-mediated transport.